Opisthorchis viverrini is the source of this 2257-nucleotide messenger RNA. RefSeq lists its product as hypothetical. The transcript has 5 exons. The record is from RefSeq and is a predicted model, not a curated record. Bases 120 to 2033 code for a protein of 637 amino acids. Gene Ontology annotation, biological process: activation of GTPase activity; signal transduction. NCBI's taxonomy places the organism in Eukaryota, Metazoa, Platyhelminthes, Trematoda, Opisthorchiida, Opisthorchiidae. Gene Ontology annotation, molecular function: GTPase activator activity.
CUGUCACAAGCAUUUAAUCUGUCAAAUGUUGGAACAUGAAUAUAUCUCAACUCAAGCGUAUUCAAUUCUUCUAAUCUGAAACAGUGACUUCGGAGACAAUUUCGCCCGGUCACCAACAGAUGGUUCUUUCUGCUGCUACACCGCGAGAGAGGAAAACUUGGAUACGAGCAAUACGCAAAGCUCUUUAUCUGAAACAAGGAGGAGCCUUGUUUGGGUCGAAACUUGAAGAGGUUUUCCCUUAUACUCGGCCAGAACAUGACUACCUUCCAAGGGUCGUAUACGAAUCGACUGCAUUUAUCCGGGAGUACGGAAUGACAACGGAGGGUAUAUUCCGAAAGUGUGGCACACAAAAUCAAAUUCAAGCACUCGCAGAAGCAUACGACGUAGCAUCCCCGGGACCAAUUCUUCACCCCAAGGAACACAGUGUCCACAUAGCCGCCGGUUUGUUAAAACUGUAUCUACGUGAACUACCCGAGCCUGUUGUUCCUUUCGCCUUUUAUGACCGACUGAAAUCUGUUGGAUUUAAGAUACAACUUGGACAGGAUCAAGAAAUGGUGACAGAUUCAAUAGAAAUGCUUCCAGCGCCGAAUUAUCAUCUACUCCAAUUCCUUUGUCAAUUUCUGAGUGAAGUAGCUGAACAUCACGAAGUUAACUUGAUGACAGUGGAAAACUUAGCAAGUAUCUUCGCACCAAACAUUCUGCGCCAGGAGGAAGGAGACUUAGAUGUUGAAAUAUCGGCAGCUCCACUAAUCAACCUUACAUGCACACAGUUUAUUCGCUAUCACAAGCAGCUUUUUCGACUGUGUAUAGCACCAUCUUCCCAGUUUGACAAUACGCUGUUUGGAUCAACCCGUCAACGUCAUCAAAGCAAUUCGAGACGCAGACAACUCACUAUUCCUGGCAACACACAAAUGCAGUCAUCUUCCGUAGAAACCGACCGGGAUAAUCCGAUUACGGCCUUAGACUCCUUCAGAAGUGUACAACCAAAUCAAGCCAUACCACUGACUGAGUGCCAGGUUGACACUCGUACAAACCUAAAUUCCUCUCCCAUUGACUCGCAGCCACAUGAAAGCCCCAGUCGGUCAUCUGGAAUUGGACGUUCUGUUUCUAGUAGAGCAACUAGAAACGGUUUAUCCGUGAUGCAGACAGAAUCUAUUGGCACUGUUUCUGGAGACAGUCUUGGACGGCGGCCACAACGAAACAUGACUAUAGAUCAAUACGACCUUGGCACACAGAGAAGUCGCAGUGUAUACCAAGAACCGUAUUAUGCGGAAACAUACCCAGUGAGGUCAUCUGACCGCCAGUUUGGACCAAAUGUACCCCAAACCAUAUCAGGCAACACGACAAUGACCUUGAUGCCUACUCAACGAAGCGCUUCCCGAAUUCCAAAACGAUCGUUAUUCUGCUAUCCAACUCAUAGGCAUCCAGAAAAUUUUCGAACUGGUUUGAGAACCGCAAAGUCGGAUAUCGGAACUGCUGGACUAACCUGGUCGUAUCCGGAAAACACGAAAAUGGGAGUAAAUCUAUAUCGUAGUGCACCCCAUUCAGAGAGUAGGUUUAAUAAUAUACCACCGCUUGAUUAUCAAGAUGAAACGCCACCCAAACCUCCACCAUUUAACAUGACAUUUGAUUCAGUCGAUGCCAGUCGGUACUUUACAAAUAACACUGACAAGCGGCAAGAGCGUGUCCGAGUACGUCGACAGGUACAACCGGGUCUUCUUGCGGAAUUCGGUGGUGCUGGCGGCUCAUGGGGAUCAUCCAUCAACGAAAGCGCAAUUGCAGGCCAGCUGGAACCCGAGGAACAAAUCCGUUAUUGGCGGGCACUUGCUGUUCAAGCCCGCGCAGAAGCUGCUGGAUAUCGCGCUCGCGCUCACAGUUUGGUGAGUGAGUUAGGCCGGGUUCGAUGUGAUUUGAAUAUGGCUGAAUUAGAAAUCAGCCUGCUUCGAAGACGACUGGCUAAUACAGAGGCAAUGCAGCUGCCGCGUUCACAUGAUGCGGAUGACCUCAUCGGCAACUGGCCAGUUUAUUCCUAAUUUGCGAUACACAGCAGAAAAAAUCUUUUAAAGAUGCUUCAGCUCCAAUGAAAUUCAUUCCAGACAGACUCUCCUACAAACAAAGUAUAGUGUUUAUAUAGAAUAACUGAACUCCACACGUACAUUUAGAGUACUAAUGUGUAUAGUUCCCGAUCUGAGAUAUGCUAUGCCUGCUUUGAUCUGUGUAUCAUAUGCUGUCUCUUUUUUAUACAUGGGCCUGUCUC